AUGAAAAGAAAAAUCAAACGCACCGAAAUAAAUCGUGUCUCGAGACGUUUCGAAAUUCGGACGGUUCUUAAGGAGGGAAUGUGCGCAGGUGGGUGCGCGCGGGGAUCUUCCGUCCGAAGUUUCCGAGCGGGACAAAAUCGGGGGAGAUUCGAGAGCGUGCGGAUGCCGAUCGUGCCGGGCGCCUACCUCUGGCUGGCCGCCGCCUCCCUCCUACUCCUGCCAGGCGGGUUCGAGUGCCUGCGCCUCCGGAUGUUGCAGGUGCCGGACUCUGUGGAAGUGGGGGAGGUGGCUCGGCUGGUGUGCAUUUUCGACGAGGAACAGGACGACCUCUACUCCGUCAAGUGGUACAAGGACGACGUCGAGUUCUUUCGCUUCCUGCCGAACGACAGACCCGCCAAUCAGUUCUUCGAGAUUGGCGACGUUGACGUCGAUAUGAGCCGAUCGUCCAAUGGCACCGUGUACCUGCAGAACACCAGUCUCUUGGCAGAAGGGACGUACCGCUGCGAAGUAUCCGCGGACGCACCUUCUUUCCAGUCCAUCUCCUUGGAAAAAUUCAUGAGCGUGCAAGACAGACCUCCAGUAAUUCCUUCCGCCGGCCACCUGCCCUGCUGGAUGCCUGUCGCGAUCCUCCUGCCCUGCCUCCUCGUCCUCCCUUAGAACAGCCUCCCUCUGACGUGCCUGAAGACGUGUCAAUGAGUACUGCAUCACCUUCAUUGCUAACGACGCUUGUUCCGUCUCAUAUCGAAGGUCCUCUCAGUACUUCUGUGCUAAGAGAAUAUUUCUAGGCAGUUCUGCGCAUGUGCCAUCAGUGAUAAUGAGAUAAAAAAAUAAACAAUAAUUGAGAGCUAGUCAACUUCCCAUCAUGAUGAGAAGGUCUGUUUCGCUAAUUUACAAUAGAAACCAACCUGAAUGCAGCAACAUUGUUGCGUAAUGUUUGCCAAACCAGACGAUUUUCAUGUUUGUACUUGAAAACAUCCGACUCUUCGCUUUGAACAAAUAUUUAAUCCUGGUUGGAAUAGGCUGAAACUGUUAUGGAUCAAAAAUGUUUCACAGUGGGCAUUAUCGAUGUGGACACAUACUGGCGGGUCUCAAGAUUCUUUUUCUUGAAUCAUUUCUCUUGGGAGAUGGCAAGUAAAGCGCAUGCUCACUUGUUAUAAAGACUAUUUAAGCGUUGACAACAGAAGAUGAUUUCCACGAUUUUCAUUAGUGAUCUAAGUAAAGAUCUCAAGUGGCUGGGGUGAAGUUGGGUAAUGCCGAUUCGCUUCGAAUCUUUUCAAACAAACAGAAAACUGAAUGAAGAAAAUGAUUUAAAAAGAAUGUAAAAUAUGUCUUCCUUCAUCUUUUUUGAUGUUAUGCUUGUUAUCCAUGCAUAAUUUUUGAAUGAUUAAUGUAUUAAUUGCGCAAGGAUUAAUUGAUUCAUCUGUAUUGUUUUGUUUGCUAAAACGGAAAAACGAUGCCCCCCCCCACACACACAUACAUUCUUUCGUUGUAUUUAGUUCAAAACGUAGAUCAACAAUGAUUCGAUUCAUAUUUGGAAAAUAAAUUCGUCACAAAAAAACUAGUACUUUAAUUACACCUACUUAGAAAUAAACGAAAUUUGGGGGAAAUUUAUUACAACUCAAGCUUUAGAUUUCCAAUUGAAUUUAAUAAAUUUGUUCAAAAUUAUUUAAAUAAAAAAAUUAAAAUUAAAACAGAUAUUAUUAAUUAAAAUUAUCGUUCCAUCCUAGAAGAGGAUAAAGAAAAGUAUAUUUAAAAUUUAAUGCAAUAUUUUUUAUAAUUGUUAUUACAUAAAAAAAUCCUCAGAUUCGAAAUAAAAUGCUAAUUAAAACUCCAAAAUGAUGAAAAAGAUCUUAGAUAAGAUCGGAAUCCAAUCUGAUCUGAAGAUCUGAUCCAAUUUCAGAUCUUAUCUAAGAUCUUUUUCAGAUAUUAGAUACGAUAUUUUUCAUUUUAAACAACAUUAACUUAUCUAAAGGUCAAGAUAAAAUUUUUAAGUCAUAUUUAAUAAACAUGACUAUUAUAAGUAUCAAAAAAAUUAUGGAGAAAGUGAAAAUUGGGUUUAUUCCUGAAAAUAAGAUAGUGUUCUAAAUUCUUCCAAAAUUAAAAAAUAAUAAUUAUUAUUAUUUGAUAAUAAAAAUCAUAGAACACAUUAAACUUUCGAUCAAAUACUUGAUACAUUUUUGUUUAACAUGAAGUUUAGUUCCUUAAUAAUGAAAUUAUAAUCUUUAUAUGGAUUUUUUUAAUACUUUAAUUCGUUCCUUAGAAUGUAUUUUUUCUUGAAAUCGCCUAAAACAUUUGUGGUAUAUUUCGAAGAAUUGUUGUUAUGACACAAACAAAAAUCAUUCUACGAAUUAACACCUAAUCCGUUAAUUUAAAUUUCAUAUUGGAUUUUAAAAUAAAUAUAGUAUUGAUGUGAACAAAAUUUUUAAAAAAAUGAAUAUUUAAUGUAAUUAGAUGUCUAGAAAGUACAGAAAAUUCUUGUAUGCAUUUCUUCUUGCUAGAAAUCGCGUUAUGCUGAACAUGCACUAUCGAACCAAUUUAUUUGUGUUCAAAUAUGUCUCUAAAUUUUAACUGCACAUAUUGCGAGUGAAAUGUUAUUUUUAUUUAACUGUCAAUUCAGUAUUCAUGUGUAAAUAACAGAAAAUGUAUAUAUUUGCUUUUCUAAGCAAAGAAUCAAAAACUAUAUGAAAAUGUUAAAUUUAUGUUACCAUUAAUACAGGAUUGUUUAUCGCUUUUUAUGAGUGUUAGUCUAAUUUUUUUAUUGAAUUAUGCAAAAUCAUUUUAUAUGGGAGAGCAUUAUUUAUAAAAAUCUCUACAAAGUAAGAUUACUUAAAAAGUUAUUAAAAGGCUAAUUGUUUAACUCAUUAAAAAUUUGCAAUUACUUUUUGAAUGAAAGAGCAGGAAUCUAUAGUAUACCAGCAUAAGUUGUUACUAUUACUUACUAUCAAAUAUAUACUAAUUGAUAAUUUGAAACAAUAAAGAUAAAGCAAUCGAUGAAAAAAAAAACUUCUUAAGAAAACAGUUAAAAGUUCAUAAUUAAUGCUUUUUAGUUAUGAUAUGCCAUUUUUUUAUUAAUUCUACGUGCUAGAGACACGGUCGUAUUUAAGAGAUAUUAUUUUUGUUCGCUUAUAAGUUGUUGUUUUUUUAUUGCCGACGAUUUUUUGAAACACAUCACAUACGGUCACUCAAAAUGCAAAAGUCAUAUUUGAUUGAAAUCCACCAGUCAAUAUUCUGUUACAUCGCCAAUGCAUGCCAAGUAGCCAUAUUUUGCAUUCUUUAUCUUAGUAUUUUGCAUUUUAGUAUCAGUAACUUGGCAUCUUUUAAUGAUAUAAGAAAUUAAUCAAGUAGAUUUCAAGAAACAAAAUGUUUGAAAUAUAACAUUUUGUGCUCUGAGUGGCAAUAUGCUUGACAAGUAUCAGUUAUCUCUAGCUGGUUGUGUAUUACAAUGAAAGUGAAAAUAGGCUACUGAUUUUUUUUAAUCAUUUUUUAUUCGUACAUGUUAAUUGUCUGGAUUUUAUAAAGAAAAAUUAUUACUACUCUAAAAAUAAGUUUAUUACAUUUAAUUAUAUAAAAAUGAAAACAGGGUGAAUCUUCUAUAAAAAUUAUGUCCUUGUUUAUUAUUUGAAAUCCAGUUUAGCAAAAACUGUGCAAUUUAUUAUACAUUCACAGAUAUAUAUUUCUACUUAACUGUUGCCAAGAAAGGAAGAAGACAUCACAUUUAAUUAAUAAAGAAUGAAAUACUUGUAGAAUUAAUAAAAUCGAAAUUGAUGUUUCAUUUCAAUUCAAUAUCUUAACGAAAUAAAUAUUUAUGUAUGAUUGAAUUAAUGUGAAACCAGAAUUUUUUUAGUUAUUUAAGACAAGAAUGUGAUUUUAGGAAAAGUUAUCUCACUAAUAUUUUUUGUGUUGUUGUUCUUAAAAAAAGAUCAUCUACUAUAAGAAUUAAAAAAUUUUUUCUUUAUAAAUCGAAUUUUUGCUUGGAGAACCAUCGAAUCUCAUAAUCCUUCAAAAAUAUAGAUAAAGAUCCUCUUUUCGAUAAUUCUCGUAAGUUGCAACUUUUGGUGUAAGAUGGUGCAUAUGUUUUAAGAAAGAAGUUCUCUAUCUGCAUAUGUGUUUAUCCGCUGUGCAUUUUUAAAAGGAAUGUUGCUGCAUGUGGUCCUGAAAAGAAAUUAUAGAGAAUGAAUUUAACAAUAAAAAAAUGUUGAAAAGAAGUCGUUUUAAACUAUGUUAUUCAGUGUUUAUUUUGUUGGAAAAAUUAUUGAAAUUUAAUAAAA
This is a messenger RNA of Argiope bruennichi, 4268 nucleotides long. RefSeq lists its product as uncharacterized. The record is from RefSeq and is a predicted model, not a curated record. Lineage: Eukaryota; Metazoa; Arthropoda; Arachnida; Araneae; Araneidae. Bases 1 to 657 code for a protein of 218 amino acids. The transcript is spliced from 4 exons.